AACAUUCGGCGACCGAACGCGGCGGUCGGCAGCGUUCGCGCGGGGGCCUGCGAAGCGCUGCUCGGGGCCGGCACUGCCCGCGGGGAGGACGCGCCGCCGCCGCCACCCAGCGCCGCCGCCGCCGCCGCCUCCAGCCGGGCCGCCGCGCGUCCCGGGGGCCGGCCCCGCGAGCGCAGGAGUAAACACCGCCGGAGUCUUGGAGCCGCUGCAGAAGGGAAUAAAGAGAGAUGCAGGGAUUUGUGAGGUUACGGCGCCCCAGCUGCAAGAUGCACUAGCCGGCUGAACCCGGGAUCGGCUGACUUGUUGGAACCGGAGUGCUCUGCACGGAGAGUGGUGGAUGAGUUGAAGUUGCCUUCCCGGGGCUCAUUUUCCACGCUGCCGAGAGGAAUCCGAGAGGCAAGGCAAUCACUUCGUCUUGCCAUUGAUUGGGUAUCGGGAGCUUUUUUUUUCUCCCCUCUCUCUUUCUUUUCCUCCGUCUUGUUGCAUGCAAGAAAAUUACAGUCCGCUGCUCGCCCGCCCUGGGUGCGAGAUAUUCAGCCCCGCUCUCUCCCGUGCAUUGUGCAACCCAAAGAUGAAAGACCGAAGGGGAGAAAGUUAAAGAAAUCGCCCACAUGCGCUGGAUCAGUCCACGGCUUGGGGAAAGGCAUCCAGAGAAGGUGGGAGCGGAGAGUUUGAAGUCUUUACAGGCGGGAAGAUGGCGGACUGGAGCUGAAAGUGUUGAUUGGGAAACUUGGGUGAUUCUUGUGUUUAUUUACAAUCCUCUUGACCCAGGCAGGACACAUGCAGGCCAAAAAACGCUAUUUCAUCCUGCUCUCAGCUGGCUCUUGUCUCGCCCUUUUGUUUUAUUUCGGAGGCUUGCAGUUUAGGGCAUCGAGGAGCCACAGCCGGAGAGAAGAACACAGCGGUAGGAAUGGCUUGCACCACCCCAGUCCGGAUCAUUUCUGGCCCCGCUUCCCGGACGCUCUGCGCCCCUUCGUUCCUUGGGAUCAAUUGGAAAACGAGGAUUCCAGCGUGCACAUUUCCCCCCGGCAGAAGCGAGAUGCCAACUCCAGCAUCUACAAAGGCAAGAAGUGCCGCAUGGAGUCCUGCUUCGAUUUCACCCUUUGCAAGAAAAACGGCUUCAAAGUCUACGUAUACCCACAGCAAAAAGGGGAGAAAAUCGCCGAAAGUUACCAAAACAUUCUAGCGGCCAUCGAGGGCUCCAGGUUCUACACCUCGGACCCCAGCCAGGCGUGCCUCUUUGUCCUGAGUCUGGAUACUUUAGACAGAGACCAGUUGUCACCUCAGUAUGUGCACAAUUUGAGAUCCAAAGUGCAGAGUCUCCACUUGUGGAACAAUGGUAGGAAUCAUUUAAUUUUUAAUUUAUAUUCCGGCACUUGGCCUGACUACACCGAGGACGUGGGGUUUGACAUCGGCCAGGCGAUGCUGGCCAAAGCCAGCAUCAGUACUGAAAACUUCCGACCCAACUUUGAUGUUUCUAUUCCCCUCUUUUCUAAGGAUCAUCCCAGGACAGGAGGGGAGAGGGGGUUUUUGAAGUUCAACACCAUCCCUCCUCUCAGGAAGUACAUGCUGGUAUUCAAGGGGAAGAGGUACCUGACAGGGAUAGGAUCAGACACCAGGAAUGCCUUAUAUCACGUCCAUAACGGGGAGGACGUUGUGCUCCUCACCACCUGCAAGCAUGGCAAAGACUGGCAAAAGCACAAGGAUUCUCGCUGUGACAGAGACAACACCGAGUAUGAGAAGUAUGAUUAUCGGGAAAUGCUGCACAAUGCCACUUUCUGUCUGGUUCCUCGUGGUCGCAGGCUUGGGUCCUUCAGAUUCCUGGAGGCUUUGCAGGCUGCCUGCGUCCCUGUGAUGCUCAGCAAUGGAUGGGAGUUGCCAUUCUCUGAAGUGAUUAAUUGGAACCAAGCUGCCGUCAUAGGCGAUGAGAGAUUGUUAUUACAGAUUCCUUCUACAAUCAGGUCUAUUCAUCAGGAUAAAAUCCUAGCACUUAGACAGCAGACACAAUUCUUGUGGGAGGCUUAUUUUUCUUCAGUUGAGAAGAUUGUAUUAACUACACUAGAGAUUAUUCAGGACAGAAUAUUCAAGCACAUAUCACGUAACAGUUUAAUAUGGAACAAACAUCCUGGAGGAUUGUUCGUACUACCACAGUAUUCAUCUUAUCUGGGAGAUUUUCCUUACUACUAUGCUAAUUUAGGUUUAAAGCCCCCCUCCAAAUUCACUGCAGUCAUCCAUGCGGUGACCCCCCUGGUCUCUCAGUCCCAGCCAGUGUUGAAGCUUCUCGUGGCUGCAGCCAAGUCCCAGUACUGUGCCCAGAUCAUAGUUCUAUGGAAUUGUGACAAGCCCCUACCAGCCAAACACCGCUGGCCUGCCACUGCUGUGCCUGUCGUCGUCAUUGAAGGAGAGAGCAAGGUUAUGAGCAGCCGUUUUCUGCCCUACGACAACAUCAUCACAGACGCCGUGCUCAGCCUUGACGAGGACACGGUGCUUUCAACAACAGAGGUGGAUUUCGCCUUCACAGUGUGGCAGAGCUUCCCUGAGAGGAUUGUGGGGUACCCCGCGCGCAGCCACUUCUGGGAUAACUCUAAGGAGCGGUGGGGAUACACAUCAAAGUGGACGAACGACUACUCCAUGGUGUUGACAGGAGCUGCUAUUUACCACAAAUAUUAUCACUACCUAUACUCCCAUUACCUGCCAGCCAGCCUGAAGAACAUGGUGGACCAAUUGGCCAAUUGUGAGGACAUUCUCAUGAACUUCCUGGUGUCUGCUGUGACAAAAUUGCCUCCAAUCAAAGUGACCCAGAAGAAGCAGUAUAAGGAGACAAUGAUGGGACAGACUUCUCGGGCUUCCCGUUGGGCUGACCCUGACCACUUUGCCCAGCGACAGAGCUGCAUGAAUACGUUUGCCAGCUGGUUUGGCUACAUGCCGCUGAUCCACUCUCAGAUGAGGCUCGACCCCGUCCUCUUUAAAGACCAGGUCUCUAUUUUGAGGAAGAAAUACCGAGACAUUGAGCGACUUUGAGGAAUCCGGCUGAGUGGGGGAGGGGAAGCAAGAAGGGAUGGGGGUCAAGCUGCUCUCUCUUCCCAGUGCAGAUCCACUCAUCAGCAGAGCCAGAUUGUGCCAACUAUCCAAAAACUUAGAUGAGCAGAAUGACAAAAAAAAAAAGGCCAAUGAGAACUCAACUCCUGGCUCCUGGGACUGCACCAGACUGCUCCAAACUCACCUCACUGGCUUCUGUGUCCCAAGACUAGGUUGUGUACAGUUUAAUUAUGGAACAUUAAAUAAUUAUUUUUGAAAUGAUUGCUAUGCAGGUUUAAACUUUUUUAAUGAUCAAAACUAUUAAAAACCAGAGUUCUUUGUUUAAUCAAAAUUGUGUUGGUUGUGAAUAUUUCAAAGCUGCUAUUCCUUUUCCCACAGACAUCAUUGUCAUGGCCAUGUAGGGUGCCCUGCAGUUUCAAAAGCUCAAACUUCGUGGAAAACACAAUAAGUCACUCUACCCAUUAUCAAGAAAUAACUGAGCAUAAGUUGUAACUUCAUUAUUCAACUUUGCCAGUGCAAAUUGUUUUCCACUUCGAAUCUUCAAAUCCACUUGAACUUUUAUCUCUAAAAUGUCGCUGCAUGAAAGAAAGUAUUACGACUUCCAGGUAGGCAGUUCUAACUGAAAUCUCUAUGUUUGAGAUAGAUAUAUAUGAUAAUCGUUUUUCAUUGGGGGGGUGGGGGGAAUUAGUACCAAGAAAACACUAGUAUAAUUAAGAAAUGUUCAGUUUGCACAAAGAACUAUCCAGAUAACCCACCAGCAUGUUAGUGAGAUGGAAAUACAGACCCACAACAGUAACCCAAUACUUGCAGGGGUUGGGGGCACGGUUAUAGAUUCAACCAUUGACCUAAGUCUGCGUAGCACUGGGAAGAGGCUUUGGUUUAGAAGCCAAGGAAUAAUGAGUAUAUUGGGGAGAACAGAUUAUUUACAAGAUGAACUCUUUAAUGUUUGUGAGAAUCUCAAGUUUCAGAGUUUCUCUUUUGAGAAAGAAAAAGGGGUAAUAAGGUAGAAAUUCACACCAAUGAACAAGAGGAUUGCUGCAAAGUAACUGAGGAGAUGUCUCGCCAUUGGGACCCUAAUGCCAUUUUUGGUCAAACAUUGUUUUGAGCAAGAAUCUGGCAAACAAAAUAAUCAACAACAAAUGUGAAUAUAGUUUCAUUUACUUUUAAUUUUUAAAUCUGUGGAAAAGUUUAGUUGUGCUUCUUGUUAAAAAGAACAUUUCUAUCCCUGAAAAUGCUAUCUUGGGCUUAUGAUUAUUGUUAAACUCCAAGUAUAAACUGAAAAAAAAAACAUAUCCCUAACUCUGUUAUGAAAAAUGGAGACUUCUGAUAUUAAAUGCUUUCUUCUACUUGGAAGAGGCCAGAGAAAACAGGGAAGAGAAAGACAUUAUUGAGUUUGACCAUGUAUUAUGCUGAAUAAACAAUAAGCACUUUAGAGUCCCUCCCUCAAACUCUCAUACAUUUCAUAUUUCUUUUCCAUUUAUUUUCAGUUUUGUUUUAGAAGAAAAGUUCAUCAGAGAAUUUUGUUCUGAUAAUUUCAAGUGGCCAUCUUAGGUCAGUGGAAACCGUAAGUCCAUUGGACUUUACCUCAUCCUUUCUUUGUAGACAUCUGGGAGAGGAAGAGGAGCUUGUAAUGAUAGCACGGGGAUGGUGCUGUAAACAGGAGUGAAAGUGUUUGUGGAAGUCCAGAGAAGUGACUCAACAGGCUACCUAGCUGCAGAACAAGGAGUAGAGCCCACAUAUCCAGAUGGUGUUUUGAGAGGUGCGUAGACAGUGAAAUUCAAUUAAAGAGAGGAUUUUCUCCUCAGCCUCAUGACUCAGAACAGCUCCCUAAAUACCUCUCUCAUCUAAUUGGACCCAUCCAUAGUCCAUUCUCAAACAUGUGACAUUUUCCCCUAAGUAGAUGUGAUUAUCUCUUAGGCAUUUGUUGAAAAAUAAUUCUUAGGUCCAUGGUGCUUGCACUUGUGUCUUUUCUAUAAAAUGUUUGGUCUUACAGGUUUCAUGUCAUUUAAGCUGCACUUCUCAGCAAGUUAAAAGAUUAGCAGUUAAUCUUUAUUCAUUUGGCCUUUGUGAAUUUGUAUUUAAAUUAUUUUUUUCAGGAUUGGCAAAUUAUUCUUGUUUCUCCUUUACCAAAAAAUAAAUGCGAUAUUUUGUUCAAUGACCCCAAAACCAACUUGAAACUUAGGUGGUCAUAUUGGCUUGCAAAGCAAUGUCCCUAAUUGUACCAGUCAGUCACACAAGUGGAUUCAAGGACCUGCUUUGCCAGAUUGACCUGUCACCAAGCUCACAACACAUAUCCUCCACAAACAACAUGUGUUAUGUGAAGAAAAAUGGUAAUUAUAAAUAAGAACAGGAUAUAACACACCUUUCAUCCACUUUAAAUCUCCACAGUUUCAUUUUAUGUCAUUCUCUGAGCAAAUCUCUUUGGGAUGUGAGCUAGCGUGUUCUUCUCCCAUUUGGAAUAUAAGGCUGGGAAUAGAACAAUGCUUAACAAAUCAGUGAAGCUCGACAGUAAUAUGUAAUUUUAAUUCAGUUAGGAAAGAGUUGUAUUGCAUUGCAACAAGUUGACAAAUCAUAGCCAUCUCUGUAGGGUGUCAGGAAUUAUCUCCUGGUCAACUUUAAUGAUAACUAGGGGUCCCUAAGUGGGCUAACAUGUGCUGCAUUGGAGAGAAGCCAAGGGCUGAGAGUACAGUGCCAACCACGUAAUGAAUUGCUUGCAGAAAUUCCAAAGAGGACUCAGCCACUUAUGGAUUUCCACACAGCAUCUUUUCCCAGCUCCACAUUAAGACACAGGAUCUUAAAAGUAAUUUUUUAAAAGCUGGCUGUGUAUUUAUUUAUAUGAAAGUGUUAUAAAUAUCAAAGCUUACAAAUACAUUAAUACAUAUCACCUUUGUUGAAGCUAGCAAAAUGGCUCAAAAUUGAGACUGUAGAGAAAAAUCCAUGAAAUAAUCACGAUAGUCAUACCACAAAAGAUAGCAUAGCUAGGUGGGCCUACCUGGUCGUAUCAACACACUUUCAGAUAGAUGCUUCAAAAAAAAAGGGAAAGCUUGUUACUGGAAUCUUAUGUGCAUUACAGUUUAAUUUCUUCUUGUGACAAAUGGUGCUCAAAGAAGGAUCAAUCCGGUUGCAUCCUUCAAUUUCCCUUUUAGAAUGACUUUUGGUUUUCAUUACAGUAGGCUAUGUUAGCCUUUAUUUUGGUGGUUCUCAAAUACCUGGUGACUUGAAAGAGUAUUAUGCUGGUGGCCUUUCAUAAAGGUUACUGAACUUUAAUCAGGGGUGAGAUGAAUGAAUGUGAAUAGGCCUAUAUACUAUUUUUUUUAAUUAAAAAAAAAAAAAACAGGGCACUUGAUUUAAGAACAAACCUGUUUAAAGGGCAGGAUCAGGGGGAAGACAGCCUUACUAGGUUGGAAUCUGAAUGAGAUUCUUGCUGGACAAGGCUGAAUUAUGGAUGCAAAAGCCAAGCAAACUUCCCAGACCUGGAAGUGUCUUGUGUUCCCUUGGGUCUCUUGAGAUCUCCAGUAUUUAAAAGUAGCAGUUAUUGCCAUGAACUCUCAAAUAAAAAUGCUCCUGCCUCUUACUUGUGAAUAUAAUCAACAUGCAGCCAGUACAUCAGGACCGCAGUUGCUGAAUUCAUUUACCUAGUUCCCCUUUACAGCGACUAUGGACAAGAACCUUUCAGUUGGUUUUGUCAUUCUUGGCCAGAUUUAACCAAGAAAUUUCUUUCACUAUCAGCCUCAUUUUCUCAGGCAUGCUUACAGGGACAAAGUUGUUUUGAGUUGAGUUCUCAGCAAAUAAGCAUUAAUAUCAAACUGUGCUAAACUUGUCUCACUUGGUAUAAGAACUUCAGCAUAAAGAGAUUAGUUUAUCCUUUGACACCAAGUCUUUUUUUUUUCUUUGAGACAGAGUCUUGCCCUGUCACCCAGGCUGGAAUGCAUUGGUGUGAUCUCAGCUCAGUCACUGCAACCUCCGCCUCCCCGGUUCAAGCAAUUCUCCUGCCUCACCCUGCUUAGUAGUUGGGAUUACAGGCAUGUGCUACCACACUGGGCUAAUUUUUGUAUAUUUAUUAGAGACAGGGUUUUGCUAUGUUGGCCAGGCUGGUCUCAAACUCCUGACCUCAGGUGAUCCACCUGCCUCUGCCUCCCAAAGUGCUGAGAUUACAGGUGUAAGCCACUGCGCCUGGCCCCCCUUUUUUUUUUCUUUAAAAAAAAAAAAAAGCUUGGGGGAUUAAGUACCCUAAGAUAGUGGUCUCUCCCAUCAGUUCAAUAAUGCUGUACAGAACCUCUGGAUAAAAAAGCUGUUAUUUACACCAUAAUUGUGAUGAUGGAUUUGACUCCUCAAAACCAUCUCUCCCCUUUUUGCCCUUUCCAAAAAUCAAAGGCUUUUGUCUCCAUGAGUUUUACCUAGUAGGGAUUGUAGUUGUCACUGGUCUAGAGUUCCAAUACAUUUUAUAUCAGGAACCUCAGUGAGCUACCCAGAAUUGGAACUUAACAUGGCCCAGCAACUAGGAGAAGAAGGCAAACCUUGAGAAAGCUGAGCCCUCAGGAUAGCACAGUCUCACCCUUGUUUAAAAUCAAGUCAGGCUAGCCUUUCAGUCACUCUGGUUUUGUAAUGAUUUGCCUUUUAGGCCUCAGGCCAUUUGAUUUCUGCAAUAGUUUUCUGUUCUUCUCCUACAGGAAUACAUCCCUGUCCUUUCGGUUGUAACUAUUACUAAAACUAGGGCUAUGCAAAUGACCUGGUUACCAUGUAAUGAACCUUGUGUACUUAUUUUGAGAGAACAAUAUGUAUAGGAUAUGUUGAGGGGCAGAAAGAAAGACAUCAAAAACUGGAACUAUUUUAGGUGGCAAAUUGUAACGCAAAAAACAAAAGUAUACCUUAUUUUGUAUACGAUGUACACUUGGGACAGAGUUUUCUAAUAUGUUGCCAAUGUUUUUGUAGUGUCACCACAGGUCUUUUCUGAAGUGUUUUUCCCAUUUGUUAUAGAGUAUUAAUGACUUAGCGUAAUUAAGCCCUCAAGUAUGUGUGAGAGAGCGCGUGUGAGAAAAUACAAAGCCAUAGAUAUUGAUUUACUUCACUGACCUGUGUAACUUUAUGUCUGGGUUUCGCCAUCCAAGAUAGAUUGUUUUAUAGAGAGUGUCACCAAAGACUUUUUCCUUCCAAUUUAUAGAAGAAAAAAAAAAGAAAUUAUUAAUAAAUGACAUGACUUUUCA
Homo sapiens (human) is the source of this 8243-nucleotide messenger RNA. It is a transcript of the gene EXT1, whose product is annotated as exostosin glycosyltransferase 1. Gene Ontology annotation, cellular component: endoplasmic reticulum membrane; Golgi apparatus; membrane. The record is from RefSeq and is marked reviewed. The coding region runs from base 781 to 3021 and encodes 746 amino acids. Gene Ontology annotation, biological process: ossification; heparan sulfate proteoglycan biosynthetic process; glycoprotein biosynthetic process. NCBI's taxonomy places the organism in Eukaryota, Metazoa, Chordata, Mammalia, Primates, Hominidae. The transcript is spliced from 11 exons. Gene Ontology annotation, molecular function: glycosyltransferase activity; glucuronosyl-N-acetylglucosaminyl-proteoglycan 4-alpha-N-acetylglucosaminyltransferase activity; N-acetylglucosaminyl-proteoglycan 4-beta-glucuronosyltransferase activity.